AUGCCAUCGUGCAAACCGAGCAUUCCCGAGGCAUUUCUUGCCAGCAUCCCUGAUGAAAAGCUCAAGAAUUUCAACGAAGGGGAAUAUACUAUUGCGCAAGAUUACAACUAUGGAUUCCGCCUGGAUCACCAAGGGAUGAACGUCGACAAGAACCAGGGCCCGUACGUACAUCGGCUGUAUGUGCAACUUGUAGGAGGCUCAAACUCCAAAGCUGUUGCAAGAAGGAACGGACCCAAGAAGAAUAAUGGCUACGAGGCUCGGUGCCAUGCAACCAACACAGCCGAACCAGACGAGAUAAGGGCAGCGCUCAUGAGGAGCUAUCGGGACAAGAAGUACAAAUCGAUCGGCUAUGCACCCUCAAAGUGA
This is a messenger RNA of Clonostachys byssicola, 366 nucleotides long. The record is from the annotation of a GenBank genome assembly. Lineage: Eukaryota; Fungi; Ascomycota; Sordariomycetes; Hypocreales; Bionectriaceae.